Messenger RNA from Nematostella vectensis (starlet sea anemone), 3435 nucleotides. Its product is annotated as ring canal kelch homolog. The transcript is spliced from 5 exons. Bases 1363 to 2676 code for a protein of 437 amino acids. Lineage: Eukaryota; Metazoa; Cnidaria; Anthozoa; Actiniaria; Edwardsiidae. The record is from RefSeq and is a predicted model, not a curated record. Gene Ontology annotation, molecular function: protein binding.
GGGAUAUGUUUACUGAAAUAAAUGGGCUCUUUCAAAGAUGAUCCCUAAAGUCUUUUUAGUUAUAUCAAAUUUUGAAAUUUGAGAAAUUGCUUUUAAAAUCACAUUCUGGAAUUAUUAUGUUAGAAUUAGAUGAAUACAAUAUGAAUUAUAUAAUUUACCAGGUAGCUACACCCAAACAGUUAUUACUUAAAAUACAAUAUGCAUAAAAGAUAUACAUAUAGCCUUAUCGAUAAAUCUAAAGAAUACCGAAAACGGAUUUAUGCCAAAUGCCAUACAGUAUUUAUAUCUAAAUUUAAAUUCUAAACUUCUUUUAUCAGCGAAAGACAAUAGCAUUAUAACAAACGGAGGACAUUUAAGGUAUUUUUUUGCGGUUGCCAGGUUUCGCACACUUUGCGCGAAAAACGCAUGAUUCUGCUGUCAUUUAGUGUCGCUAUCACUUUCCUUUAUGAGGAUUUUGAUUUGAAGUCUUUGAGAAAAUCUCACUUUAUAACUUCAAUGGGCAUGCAUUUCUUGGCGGGAGAUCAUUUGUAUAAUUGCACAGCUUUUGAUUACGGUUUAACUCAGAUCCACUCAAAAUAUUAUAGGAUCUCGCAUGUAUAAAUAGACUACAAGAAGUCGCCGCUGUGUCCAGCGUUCCACUUUACCCCUUACGAGUAGGAAUGAGAAAAAAAAACGGUGUUAGAGCCGCAUCACCAAGGUGUCACAGCGGCGAUGGUUAGGUGUCUAAUGUAUAAAUUUACCGUGUACUUUUUUAUUUAAAGAUGUCUUUAUUAAUCCUGAUGAAACGCUCCCAUUUUGUUUUCAAUUCAAGACUAGAGAUAUAAAACACAUCUACAUAUGACAAAGAACCUUAUCUGAUCAUGUUAGCAACAAAAGAAAAGUGAGUCUUUAAAAACUACUCAACGAAGUCAGUUCAAUAACCAAUGACGAGAGAGAACAGAGCAUCUGUUUCAAACAAUAUCACAGCGCCAAGUACGCACUCAAAUACUUAAAUUAUGGAAAAAAAUUAGACAGAACAAGGAAUAUGGGGGAAAAUGAUGACCUAAAUAGUCUAAAUGGCUUGUAAAUUUGUUUCCAGAAAAAUAUAUAUUUUCGUUUUAAGAUCAUUUACAAUCAUGCCAAGAUAGCUCUCAAGAAUGGCACCAUUAUUGAUCAGCGUCUGUCUAUACAAUAGAAUCGGAAAUAAUUUGCGCUAUGUUGCAAGCGCUAUAAAUCAUACUCAUAAAUUCGUUACGGAACAACAAUGCAUGCAAAUAUGUUAAAGGCUUAUAUUGGGCAAGCGUAUAAGGUGUAAAUAUGAGUUGAAAAAGAAAGAAAAGAAGUAAAAGUGAAUGUAAAGGUAAAGGUGAUGGUGAUGUGGUGAUGGUGAUGGUGAAAGCAAAGAUUAAGAACCAGGAGGCCGUGAGGGCGCUAGAGAGCACAGCCAUGUCUUCCAUCAGUACCGCAAAUUGUUUACGACUCCAUGACGUAUCGCUCAAGUAUGGUCUUUACGAGAUGAAGAACAAGAUAGACCGGUUCCUUGAAUGGAAUUUCAAGAAUUUGGCGAAAGAAGCAGACUUUCUGAAGCUUAGCGCCGGGCAACUUGCCGACAUUGUCCAAAGUGAGAACCUACGAGUUCGCAAAGAGGAAGUAGUUUAUGAAGCUGUCAUGAAAUGGUUCAAACAUGACCCUGGGCACAGGAGAGAAAAUGCUGAGAAGGUUUUCCAAGAAGUUCGAUUUUGCCAAAUUCCAAAACGCUAUCUGCUGAAACAAGUUGUUCCUGAAUUAGUAGAAGGCGAAAAAAUGUGCAAGGACUUAGUGGAUGGAGCUAUCUCCCAUCAAGACGACCCGAAGAAAACCCCGGGAAAUCCACGCAAGCCUCUCGAAGCCAUUUAUGUGAUCAGUAGAAAAGACAACAUGGCGGAGCGCUACGAUCCCGUGCAGUGCGCAUGCGUGCCAUGCUAUCCCCUGGUUCCUCUGGAGGAUGAUGAGGAGGUGGAAUACCGCUGUGCAGUAGUGAUCGGUUCGGAUAUAUACGCGGUGUUUGCGAGUCGUGUUGAAAGGUUUGACCCGAUAGGAAUCUGUUGGCAAGAGGUUGGGUCAGGACUGGACGUGCGCGAUGCCGGGAUCUGUGCCAGCAAGGAUACUAUUUAUGUUGUCGGCGGUCGUCUCCAGGGCAACGGGCUACAGAAAUACACUAUAAAGCAGUCAACGUGGUCAGUGGGCCCCGAGAUGAAUGAAAGCCGUCGGUUGCCAGGAGUCACAUUUCUCAACAACAAGGUAUACGUCUUUGGUGGUUACGGGAGCAAAGGCCCGCUCGCAUCCGCCGAAUGCUACAACGUCAAACAAGACAAGUGGAGCUCAAUACGGGGCAUGCGCAUCCCACGCUUUCAGCUGGCCGCUACAGUGCACGGCGGGCUCAUCUACGUCCUUGGGGGGAGAGACAACGAUGCAGAUUUGUCAUCUGUGGAAGUCUACGAUCCGAAAGCGAAGACCUGGAGUAAAGAGGAACUAAAUAUGUUGGAGGCGAGGAAUGAUUUCGGAGUUGUUGAACAGAAUGGUAGAAUCUAUUGUUUCGGAGGCCGAGGCGUGGCUACUGUCGAGUGCUUCGAUGUUGAGAAAAAGGAAUGGAAGACUAUAGGGAAUACGGGCCAUAAUAACUUCGCGAUUGACUGUGUUCUCUUCCCGCCAAUUUAAGUCGCAUGCGCGUUUAAGGCGUAACCGCUGACUGUGCUACCCCAUCUGCUGCAGGCAUUUCUAUCUACGCCACAGAACACCCAAACAACCAUUGUAAAAUUUAGCCAGUAGACCCUGGAAAUAGGAGCGUUCACUUAGUUCUCUUCAUAUCAAUCAAUGGCUGUCGUUUUUCUAAAUGGUCUAAAAAAGCCUGGGGUGAGCGCGCGGGAGACUAAGUUUCAUUUCCAAGAUGGCUGCCAGCAAAAUCGUAGUAAACACGAAUUCCUGCAAGUUUACGUGGAAAUUUUCGACUUACAGCGAAAGAAUGAUUACAGCGGACUCCCAAAUAUGGUAUGUAAUGGCUAAUAAGGAAAUGGCCGACUAAGCUAGAAAAACGACAGUUUUUAAAACAAGAUUGACUGAUAUGCGAAGCAUAUAGUGCCCUACAUCCUCGAGAUUUCAGCGCUUUUACUUUUUGCCCCCCCCCCCCAAAAAAAAAAAUAUUAUAAAAUAAAUGAAAAAAAAAAAAUCACGCCGAAAGAACCUCUGUGCGGUAGGAACUUUUGAGGAGCGCCAGCAAAGACUGCCGAGCAUGCGCGUUUUAGAGUUAACGCUGACUUAGUGAUAAUUGUGACAGCUGGCGCGGUAUAACUUAGCAACCAACGCGAUUUACCUUUAACUAUAAUUAAUUGUAAAUGUAACUUGUAUUUUCAGGGUGUAGCCAGGAGGGUUUAUGUUUAGUAGUAUUUUGAAAUUUAAUAAAUACAAGUUUCUAAAUAA